AUGACAGACCAAGUUAAAGCUGAUGGACAUAACCAACAGAAUGGUGGGAAGAAAAGAAAGAGAAAGAGAAAUAAGAGUAAAAAUAAAGAUAACUCACAAAUAGAAGAGCCUAUCAUCGAGCAAGAACUCAUUGAAGAUAAUGUACACAGACAGAAUAAAAAAUUCAAAUUUAACGAUGACGGGGAGAAGGAGAAUGGAACUAUCAUGGAAGAUCAAGGUGAAGUAGUUGAAGAGAUUACUCAAGUUCCUAUUUCCCCUGAUGUUGAGGAUGAGGACAUUGGAGAAGAUAUCACAAAACAAGAAGAACAACAAGUUCAGGUAGAAAUGAAUGAUGGUCAUGAAGACAACGAUCUAGAAAUCACUGAAAUGGUUACCCCUAAUCAACGAGGAAAUAAAAUUGAUAAAAAUAAGAACAGAAAAACGGUGGUGUACAAUGAUCCUGAUGAUGAUGAUGAUGAUGAUGAAUAUGAAAAUAGUACAUUUAAUUUUAAAAGAAGCUCAGCUCAACUUGCAGACACUGCAAAACAAUUACUUGAAGUUAGACAACAAUUACCCAUUUAUCAUCAUCGUGAAAAGAUUGUGGAAUAUAUAAAUAACAAUCAAGUUACUAUUGUAAUUGGUGAAACUGGUUCUGGUAAAUCCACACAAAUUCCUCAAUUCCUAAUGCAAGAAAAUAAAGGUAUGAUUGCAGUAACACAACCAAGAAGAGUGGCAGCAGCUUCAUUGGCAGCGAGAGUCAGUGAAGAACAUGGGUGUAGAUUAGGACAAGAUGUUGGUUAUCAAGUUAGAUUUACAAACAUGAGUAACAAGUUUACGAAAUUGAAGUAUUUAACAGAUGGUAUGCUUCUUCGAGAACUUAUGAUGGAUCCACAAUUGACAAAAUAUUCAACCAUUAUAUUAGAUGAAGCACAUGAAAGAACUAUUUUGACUGAUUUAAUUAUGGGGUUUUUAAAAGAGUUAAUCACUUCAGGGAAAAGAAAUGGUUUGAAAAUUGUAGUCAUGAGUGCUACAUUAAAUGCUGAAUUGUUCAGCAGAUUUUUUGAAAAUGCUCCUAUUCUUUACAUUGAAGGUAAAAUGUAUCCUGUUUCACAGUUCUAUUUAGAAUCAGAUUCCGAGGAUAUAGUGGAUACGAUGAUAAGAAGUAUCAUUCAAAUUAACCUUAAUGAGCAAGAAGGUGAUAUUCUUUGUUUUUUACCAGGUCAAGAAGAAAUUGAUAAUUGUGUAAAAAGCUUAGAACAAUUGGCACCUCAGUUACCAAGAGAAGCACCUUUGAUUGUACCAUUACCAUUAUAUGCUGCAUUAUCUCCAGGUCAACAAUCUAAAAUAUUCGAAAAAGUACCAAAAGGUAGAAGAAAGGUCAUUCUUGCAACCAACAUUGCUGAAACAUCUAUCACUGUCUCUGGUGUCAAGUACGUUAUCGAUUCUGGAUUACGUAAAAUCAAGGUUUGGAAACAUAACUUGGGGCUCUCUACUUUAUUAACUACACCCAUUUCACAAGCGUCUGCUAGACAAAGAGCUGGUAGAGCCGGUAGAGAGUCUGAAGGUAAAGUAUUUCGAUUGUACUCGGAGUCAAUGUUCAAUACACUACCAAAGCAACAGGAAUCGGAGAUCAAGAGAAAUGAUAUUAUUUUACCAGUGUUAACUUUGAAGAAAUUGGGUGUAGACGAUUUGCUUAACUGGUCAUGGCUAGAAUAUCCUGGACAAGAUGCAAUAUUGAGUGCCUUAAAUUCUUUAUACACAUUGGGUGCAUUGAAUGAUUCAGGAGAAGUCACAGCUUUGGGCUACAAGAUGUCAGUUUUGCCACUUCCACCCCAACUUUCUGUCGUGUUGGUAACUGCCGCAGAAUUUGGAGUUUUAUCAUCUGUUAUCGAUAUUGUGUCAUGUCUAUCAGUUGAUAACUUAAUUUUGAAUGUUACAGGUGAAUCAAGAGAUGAAAUAAAUUUCAAGAGAAGACAGCAUUGUCCAUUGGGUAAUACAUAUGGAGAUUUGAUUGCCCUUUACGAGUUUUUCCAAGUUUAUCAAUCCCAAGGAAAAGAAUGGUGUAAAGAUAUGGUUUUCAGCUACAAGGGAUUCAAAAAUGUUGAAAAAAUAAAGCGUCAAUUACAAGAGUAUAUGUUGACUACAAUUAAACAAGAUGAUACCUUAACAAAUGCCCAAAAGGAGAAGCAAUUAAUAAAACUCAAAGCUCAGUUAGAAGAUGAUGAGGAUGAUAGAAAAACCUUGGAUGUUCCAUCGAUUUUGAAAUCGUUCUUAAAGGGUUAUAUUACCAAUACUGCAGUUGGAAUGCCAGAUAGAUCUUUUAGAACAUUCAAUACUGGGCAAUUGAUAAGCAUACACCCAUCAUCGACUCUUUUUGGAAAGCCAAACAUAGAUGCAAUUAUGUAUAUAGAAUAUGUGUUCACCACAAAAGGUUAUGCUCGUAAUGUGUCUGCGGUUGAAUUAACUUGGUUGCAAGAAAUUGCCCCACAUGUUAUGGGUCAAGUCAAAGUCAAUGUCAACGAUGGUUAG
Molecule: messenger RNA, 2508 nt
Organism: Candida tropicalis MYA-3404
Lineage: Eukaryota; Fungi; Ascomycota; Pichiomycetes; Serinales; Debaryomycetaceae
Product: RNA helicase
Exons: 1
Coding region: 1-2508 (835 amino acids)
Cellular component (GO): catalytic step 2 spliceosome; intracellular anatomical structure
Molecular function (GO): ATP binding; RNA binding
Source: RefSeq, a predicted model, not a curated record